This is a messenger RNA of Hyaena hyaena (striped hyena), 1182 nucleotides long. It is a transcript of the gene IMP4, whose product is annotated as IMP U3 small nucleolar ribonucleoprotein 4. NCBI's taxonomy places the organism in Eukaryota, Metazoa, Chordata, Mammalia, Carnivora, Hyaenidae. Gene Ontology annotation, cellular component: nucleolus; small-subunit processome; Mpp10 complex. The transcript has 8 exons. Gene Ontology annotation, molecular function: rRNA primary transcript binding; snoRNA binding. The record is from RefSeq and is a predicted model, not a curated record. Bases 150 to 1106 code for a protein of 318 amino acids. Gene Ontology annotation, biological process: rRNA processing.
CGUCGCCAUCUUAACAGCGGGCACUCCCAACGGUAGCAGAGCCUCGGGAAGCUUCUAGUCGCCUUCCUGGUUGGGGGCCGCACCGAGGGUGGAGCUGCGCCGUCGGAAGCGGAAGAGGCUCCCGGCCCCACGUGGAAGCCGCGCUCAGGAUGCUGCGCCGCGAGGCCCGCCUGCGCCGGGAGUACCUGUACCGCAAGGCGCGCGAGGAGGCGCAGCGGGCCGCCCGGGAGAAGAAGGACAAGGUGCGGCGCGCGCUCGAAGAGAACCGCCUGAUUCCCACGGAGUUACGCAGGGAGGCUCUGGCCUUACAGGGAUCCCUGGAGUUUGAUGAUGCCGGUGGUGAAGGUGUGACCAACCACAUGGAUGAUGAAUAUCGAUGGGCAGGGGUUGAGGAUCCUAAGGUCAUGAUCACUACCUCUCGAGAUCCCAGUUCUCGCCUCAAGAUGUUUGCAAAGGAGCUGAAGUUGGUGUUCCCAGGUGCCCAGCGCAUGAACCGCGGCCGGCAUGAGGUGGGGGCACUGGUGCGAGCCUGCAAAUCCAACGGGGUCACCGACCUGCUGGUGGUCCAUGAGCAUCGAGGCACACCUGUGGGGUUUAUUGUCAGCCACCUGCCCUUCGGCCCCACUGCUUACUUCACACUGUGCAACGUGGUCAUGCGGCAUGACAUCCCUGACCUGGGAACCGUAUCAGAGGCCAAGCCUCACCUCAUCAUGCAUGGCUUCUCCUCCCGCCUAGGGAAGCGGGUAAGUCAUGGUCCGCGGGUUGAGGGCUGGGGGCAGGGACUUCCAGGCUGGGCAUCUGCCGCUCUCCUUCCUCUGACCCAGGUCUCUGACAUACUCCGUUACCUGUUCCCCGUGCCCAAAGAUGACAGCCACCGAGUCAUCACCUUUGCGAACCAAGACGAUUAUAUCUCCUUCCGGCACCAUGUAUAUAGGAAGACCGACCACCGCAAUGUGGAGCUGACUGAGGUUGGACCUCGCUUUGAACUAAAGUUGUAUAUGAUUCGUCUGGGCACGCUGGAGCAGGAGGCCACAGCAGAUGUCGAGUGGCGCUGGCACCCCUAUACCAACACUGCACGCAAGAGGGUCUUUCUGAGUGCUGAGUGAGCCCACUCGCUGAUCAGAUAUGAACUGACUCAGGAGGAGGGGGGAGGGGCCAGAAUAAAGUCUCCGUGCCACAUUA